Molecule: messenger RNA, 1884 nt
Organism: Populus nigra (black poplar)
Lineage: Eukaryota; Viridiplantae; Streptophyta; Magnoliopsida; Malpighiales; Salicaceae
Exons: 5
Coding region: 328-1437 (369 amino acids)
Source: RefSeq, a predicted model, not a curated record
GCAACCGCAUUUAUAUACUUAUCUCCGUGUAAACUCAACUAAAAGUAUUUGUUUCCCUGCCUUGCCUUCCUCGGCUUCUUCUUCCUCUUCUCUCCCCCACUGUUCUUUUCUUUCUUGUACCCGCCUCCUCUCUAUCUUUCUCUCGGUGUCUCUUUGAGUUCACAUGUCUUGCUUGAUGGGAUUAUGAGAAAGCCAUUGUUGAUGAAACCGUUGAAUGAAAAUAUAUAAUAUAUCUCUUUGGAAGAAAAACCAAGAAUCCCACUUUUAACGUCUACAUAGUCGUAUCAAUAUCUAAGUUUCAUCAACAAGUGUUUUUGCUUGGUUACAAUGAUGAGGUAUCAGAGAGUAAGCCCAGAUUGUGUUCCUUUGAGCAAUGGCAAAAAACCCAAUGGAGCCGAGAACGGAAGGUCAAUCCCCAAUGGAUUCAAUUCCACAAGUACUAAUUUUGAUACUAAAGGUCUCAGAUUUAGAUCUCCAUCGAGAAACCAAGACCACCACAAUAACAGUACAACCAGUUCUCCACAUUCAGAGAACAACCACAAUCAGACACAAAGACAUGACUCUAGUCCAGGUCCUAGCCCGAGCCGAGGUGGCAACGGUGAUGUGUUGUUGCAAUGGGGACAGAAGAAGAGAGCUAGAGUGUCAAGGUCUGAGAUCAGGGCUUUGGCUGAUGAAUCGUCAUCUUCUGGUCAAGCUAGACAACCCAUCAACAGGGUUCCUAGGAGAGUUGAUAACAAGUUCUCUCCACCCACCAUGCCACCGCCUCCACCGCCACCACCGCCACCCAAACAGUCCAUUAGUACUAGCAUCAGAGGUGGAAACUUGAAGAAAGAAAAUUCUGGGUUUCUUUCACACAGGAAUUUAGAAAAGCGAUCCGGUGCUGGAAAUGGGUCCCCGUCAAGAAAUAGUGGUGGCAGUAGCAGGGUUGUUUCUAGAUCUACUGCAGGAAAGAGAUCUCCUCCAACACCAGAAAAUAUUGAUAGAAAGAUGCCUAGCUCUAGGUCAGCGGCAAAGGAUGAGAAACCAAAUGGAUCAUUAGUACAAGCUGAUCAUCAAAUGAAUCAAGUUGAUUCCACGCGGGCUAAAUCAGAGAAGGAAGCUGGGGUUACAACUAGCAAUACUGUCUCAGUUCCAGUGGUAGCUAGUGGAGGAGAAAAGGCGAAUAACAAUGGAGUCAUCGAGUGGCCAAGGAUUUAUAUUGCUUUGUCAAGGAAGGAAAAAGAAGAUGAUUUCUUUGCAAUGAAGGGCACAAAACUACCACAACGACCCAAGAAAAGGGCUAAGAACAUUGAUAAAGCACUUCAGUAUUGUUUUCCAGGGAUGUGGCUAUCUGACUUAACAAAGAGCAGGUACGAGGUUAGAGAGAAGAAAUGUGUGAAGAAGCAAAAACGAAGAGGGCUAAAGGGGAUGGAGAGCAUGGACAGUGAUUCCGAGUAGAUGGCAGGUAGUAAAUGCUAUUCUAAUUAUGAGAGAGAUGGAGAAAAGAAGCCCUCAUCGGUCUCUCAAUGCAGCUGCCGCUGCCGCCUGUGGUUUAUUACUGUUUAUGCGUAGUGGGUAGGGCCAUCCACUGUAUUUUGAAAUUUCCCUGCCCUACUGUUGAUAAAUCCCCAUGAUUUAUUCUGGUGGGUCAAAUGCCAUGCGUCCAGCAACAACAGAUGGAUAGAGGCAAGCCAGUGAGCUUGAUGGUUUAACAAGAUGGGUCGGGCCAGUUCAACCACCGAGCCAACUCUCAUGCUGACAGAAACCAGUUUGUGGAAGACAGGAGGAUCUUUUUGCGUUUCUUUUGCGGUCAAAUUUUUGUGUUCAAUUCUUUGGUUUAUACUCUGUACAGAAUUGCUCCUGCGUUUUUCCCAGUGCCAAAUCUCAGAGCAGCUUUUCUCCUUC